Molecule: messenger RNA, 2772 nt
Organism: Peromyscus eremicus (cactus mouse)
Lineage: Eukaryota; Metazoa; Chordata; Mammalia; Rodentia; Cricetidae
Gene: Dclk2
Product: doublecortin like kinase 2
Exons: 17
Coding region: 171-2258 (695 amino acids)
Biological process (GO): protein phosphorylation; intracellular signal transduction
Molecular function (GO): protein kinase activity; ATP binding
Source: RefSeq, a predicted model, not a curated record
AGCUGGCUGAGCCGGCCCACCUGCCAGCAUGACGGCCCGAAUGGCCGAGCCAGGUGCCCCGCUGCUGUAAGGCCGGAGCGCCCAGAUCGCGGCGCGCGGCGCGCCCGGGGCGGCGGGGACGUCCCUUUUAUUAAUUCAUCGAUUUGUGGAGAGCUCUCUGAGCAGCCGCGAUGGCCAGCACCAGGAGCAUUGAGCUGGAGCAUUUUGAAGAACGGGACAAAAGGCCGCGGCCGGGGUCGCGGAGAGGGGCUCCCAGCUCCUCCGGGGGCAGCGGCAUCUCCGGCCCCAAGGGCAACGGGCUCAUCCCCAGCCCGGCGCACAGUGCUCACUGCAGCUUCUACCGCACGCGGACCUUGCAGGCCCUCAGCUCGGAGAAGAAGGCCAAGAAGGCGCGCUUCUACCGGAAUGGGGACCGCUACUUCAAAGGCCUGGUCUUUGCCAUCUCCAGCGACCGCUUCCGUUCCUUCGAUGCGCUCCUCAUGGAGCUCACCCGCUCGCUGUCAGACAAUGUGAACCUGCCCCAGGGCGUCCGCACAAUCUACACCAUAGACGGCAGCAGGAAGGUCACCAGCCUGGACGAGCUGCUGGAAGGUGAGAGUUACGUGUGUGCCUCCAAUGAACCAUUUCGUAAAGUUGAUUACACCAAAAACGUUAAUCCGAACUGGUCUGUGAACAUCAAGGGUGGUACCACCCGAGCCUUGGCCGUGGCCUCUGUGAAAAGUGAGGUGAAAGAAAGCAAGGAUUUCAUCAAACCCAAGUUAGUGACUGUGAUUCGAAGUGGAGUGAAGCCUAGGAAGGCUGUGCGGAUCCUUCUGAAUAAAAAGACUGCCCAUUCCUUUGAGCAGGUCCUAACGGAUAUCACCGAAGCCAUUAAACUAGACUCGGGCGUGGUCAAGAGGCUGUGCACCCUGGAUGGAAAGCAGGUUACUUGUCUGCAAGACUUUUUUGGUGAUGAUGAUGUUUUUAUUGCAUGUGGACCUGAAAAAUAUCGUUAUGCCCAAGAUGACUUUGUCCUGGAUCAUAGCGAAUGCCGGGUACUGAAGUCAUCUUAUUCUCGAGCCUCGGCUGCCAAGUAUUCUGGAUCCAAAAGCCCAGGGCCCUCCCGCCGCAGCAAGUCCCCAGCCUCAGUGAAUGGAACUCCCAGCAGCCAGCUCUCCACUCCUAAGUCCACGAAGUCCUCUAGUUCCUCUCCAACCAGCCCGGGAAGUUUCAGAGGAUUGAAGCAGAUUUCUGCUCCAGGCAGAUCUUCUUCCAAUGUGAACGGUGGACCUGAACUUGACCGUUGCCUGAGUCCUGAAGGUGUAAAUGGGAACAGGUGCUCUGAGUCAUUCACCCUUCUGGAGAAAUACAGAAUCGGGAAGGUCAUCGGAGAUGGCAACUUCGCCGUAGUUAAAGAGUGUGUGGACAGGUCUACUGGAAAGGAGUUUGCAUUGAAGAUUAUAGACAAAGCCAAAUGCUGUGGAAAGGAACAUCUGAUCGAGAAUGAAGUGUCAAUACUGCGCCGAGUGAAGCACCCCAACAUCAUCAUGCUGGUUGAGGAGAUGGAGACGGCGACUGAGCUCUUCCUAGUGAUGGAGCUGGUCAAAGGUGGAGAUCUGUUUGAUGCAAUUACUUCUUCAACCAAGUAUACGGAGAGAGAUGGGAGUGCCAUGGUGUACAACCUAGCCAACGCCCUCAGAUAUCUGCAUGGCCUCAGCAUUGUACACAGAGAUAUCAAGCCCGAGAAUCUUCUGGUGUGUGAAUAUCCGGAUGGAACCAAGUCUUUGAAACUGGGAGACUUCGGGCUGGCAACCGUGGUUGAAGGCCCUUUGUACACCGUCUGCGGCACCCCGACUUACGUGGCACCAGAAAUCAUUGCUGAAACAGGUUAUGGCCUGAAGGUGGAUGUUUGGGCAGCUGGCGUGAUUACAUACAUCCUUCUCUGUGGAUUCCCCCCAUUCCGGAGUGAGAACAAUCUCCAGGAAGAUCUCUUUGACCAGAUCUUGGCUGGGAAGCUGGAGUUUCCAGCCCCCUACUGGGACAACAUUACAGAUUCUGCCAAGGAAUUAAUCAGUCAAAUGCUUCAGGUAAACGUUGAAGCUCGCUGUACUGCGGGGGAGAUUCUGAGUCACCCCUGGGUGUCCGAUGACGCAUCCCAGGAGAAUAAUAUGCAGGCUGAGGUUACAGGUAAACUAAAACGGCACUUUAAUAACGCGCUCCCCAAACAGAACAGCACCGCCACGGGGGUCUCCGUUAUCAUGUUUGAUUUGACAGUUUGAGAGACACCUCACAGAGAGAGUCCCGCUCUUUCCCCAGUUGAGACAUGGGAAAUCCCGAAGCAGACCCUGAACACGGCUCUAGAUAAAGAGGGGCAGAUUUUCUCCGGCAAGCACUGUCAAGACAGCAGCAAACCCGCCAGGGAGCGGACCUCGCCAGUCCCUCCCCCAGCCCGGGAGGCCCCUCCCCCAGCCCGGGAGGCCCCUCCCCCAGCGGGGUCUCCUAAGCCCCUUCGUCCUCCAGCCGCCUCUGGCUGUGAUCCUGCAGGGACCUGGCGCCGCCACCGAGACUGAACUCUGUGUAGACAGGCCCGAAGCUGCUCGCCGCCGCCUGCCGGGAAGGCCACUCUUCACCAGGCCUCAUCUUCUUGCUGAAAGAGCCUUUCUGUCCUGACUGCUGUUUUGACAGUUUGUUGGCAUGUUCUGUCACGGCCUGGGAACAGGACUGGGGUAUCCUGGAGCCGGUGUUCAGGAUGGCCUCGUGUACCCUGGGUUCUGCCCUCUCUAGUUCCUGGCC